Messenger RNA from Pelecanus crispus (Dalmatian pelican), 1236 nucleotides. The record is from RefSeq and is a predicted model, not a curated record. NCBI's taxonomy places the organism in Eukaryota, Metazoa, Chordata, Aves, Pelecaniformes, Pelecanidae.
GUCAGAAGCAGCAUCUGGUCUCUUUUCUCUCCCAACGUCAAGGAAAUGUUUGCAACGAUGCUGGAGAUACUUCCAAUUCUAGCCAUCCUUACAGGCCACGUCAGCGGUGUUGUGGUGACCGUCCCUGAGAAGACAGUGAAUGUUACUACAGGUGGAAACGCAACCCUCCUCUGUACAUACAAGAGUGUGGCUCAGCAAGAGGAGCGGGGCGCAAUGAUAGGCUAUCGGCGCAAAGCGAGCAGCGAGUAUUUUGGCAGGACUCUGCAGAAAUUUGUCAUAGCAGGAAAUCUGCCACAGCAAACUUGCGUUGGUAUUUUGCGGCAUCCCACAGGGGUCUUUGUGCGUUCCCCGUGUCACGGUAUUCUGAGUAUGGAUGACAAGUCAGUCAGUCAUUGUCAAAAGAUGGUGUAUGUGACAGAUGCACGGGGAAGAUGUAGCUGGAGAUACAAGAUCUAUUAUUACUCAGGAGGCCAGUCUUACUCCUAUGGAGAGUUUAAGAACAGGAUAACAGCUGCAACAGCUCCAGGGAAUGCAUCAAUAACAGUCUCCAACAUGCAGCCCUCAGACACUGGUUCCUACACCUGUGAAGUUUUCAGCCCACAGGGUGACGUUGGACAGAGUCAAAAAUCCGUGAUUGUCAGCGUGCUGGUCAAACCGUCAAAACCUUUCUGCAAAAUAGAGGGAACACCUGAAAAAGGCCAUCUAGUCUACCUCUUAUGCAAAUGUGAAGAAGGAUUGCCUCACCCUACCUACCACUGGUACAAAGUAGAUGAGAAUAACCUCAGGCCUGUGACUCAACAACUUAAUCCAAAGACUGGCAUUCUUUACAUUGGCAAUCUCACCACCUUUGAAACUGGGUAUUACCGAUGCAUAGCCAGCAACGUCCUGGGGAACAGUACCUGUGAGCUUGACCUAACUGCAAACCAUUCAGACAGUGGUAUUGUUGCCGGAGCAAUUAUUGGAGCAAUUCUGGCAGCUGCUAUCAUUUGCAUUAUCGUCUGGGUCUUAACCAAGAAGGCAAAGAAUAAGAAGUCACCAAGUAACGAGAUGCAAGAAAUGGCUCAGAAACAAUCCAAUGCAGAGUAUGUUCAGGUACCUUAUGAAGAAGACAUACCUGUGACCACAGUUCCACCAAGCAACGCAACAAAUGAACACCCUAGUGCUGAUGAAACAGCAGCUUCUGGAACGCCUGAAAAAGAUGAGAAGCAAGAAGCAGAAAAAGAAGAAAUAGCCUAG